GGAAAUAAUACACAUUUCUUCAGAAUUCUCAGCGCAUAGCUCGAUACCAUGGCAUCAGAUACCCACAUGGUCACCGGCGGCAGUGGCUUUAUCGCCAUCCAUCUCGUCAAUCAGCUCCUGCAAGCCGGAUAUAACGUGCACACUACUGUACGCGACUUGACCAACACGCGAAAAGUCCAGCCACUACGAGACUUGCAAGAGAAAUACCCCGGGAAGCUUGACCUCUUUGAAGCAGAUCUUCUCAAACCGGGUUCAUUUGAACCUGCUAUGAAAGACUGCUCGGUGGUUCAUCAUGUUGCGUCUCCGUUUUUGAUGGCCGAGAAGAUCAAAGAUGGACAGAAGGACAUGGUAGAUCCUGCGUUGCAAGGAACGCGUAAUGUUUUGAACAGCGUGAACAGCACCGAAACUGUCAAACGGGUGGUUUUGACAUCUACUAUCGGUGCUAUCUUUGGAGACUAUAUCGAUGUGAAGAGCAUGAAAGACAGCAUCUUGGCUGAGAGCUACUUCAACGAAUCAAGCUCCGUUACUCACAAUCCAUAUCACUAUUCCAAAGUCGUCGCCGAGAAAGAAGCCUGGAAAAUCCAAAAGGCCCAAUCACGCUGGGACAUGGUAGCCAUCUGCCCCGGCCUAGUCCUCGGUCCCUCCCUCACAGCAGGAUCAGAUUCCGGAAGUCUCUUCUUGCUAGACGAGCUAUUCAGCGGACAGCUUUGGUUCGGCGUUCCCGAUCUGAGUUUCUGCACCGUUGAUGUGAGGGAGGUAGCUACGGCGCAUAUCAGGGCAGCAGAGACGGAGUCUGCGCAGGGGCGAUACAUCAUCUGUGAUAAAGAGAUGGUGAGAUUUGUGGAUAUCUCGAAGCAUAUACGGCCUCAAGCGAAGCGCCGCUGGGUUCUUCCGCGUCACACGCUGCCGAAUUUAUUGAUUCGGAUCGUUGGGCCUUUGUUUGGACUGACGCAGAAGUGGAUGCGGGCGAAUCUCGGGGUGAGGUUUGAGGUUGGCAAUGAGCGUGGGAUCAAGGAACUUGGGAUCGUGUACCGGCCUCUGAACGAGACGUUGGAUGAUCACUACAAAUCAUGGCAGGCUCAAAAGAUACCCACGUCAGUGAGGUGAUGGGGUAGGUAUUUUGUUUAGCCAUAGUUCUGUGCAUACCUAAUUAGUGUAUUUGGUUCAUACCCUUGUGUUUUCUUUUUAUUCACC
Molecule: messenger RNA, 1194 nt
Organism: Fusarium verticillioides 7600
Lineage: Eukaryota; Fungi; Ascomycota; Sordariomycetes; Hypocreales; Nectriaceae
Product: cinnamyl-alcohol dehydrogenase
Exons: 2
Coding region: 49-1107 (352 amino acids)
Molecular function (GO): oxidoreductase activity, acting on the CH-OH group of donors, NAD or NADP as acceptor
Source: RefSeq, a predicted model, not a curated record